UGAAAACCUCGAACGAAGACGGUAGAAAAGCUGCCCGAGUUAGGGCGGUUGUGUAUUAGGUUUGGGAAACGGGAACUGCACUUGCAUUCUGUAAGAGAUUCGGGAUUAUUCACACGCAAAAAAAAAGUGCAGCAGGAUGGUGUCGGAACGUUACGAGCUCAAUAUGAGCAUGAAGUGUGUGAAGUACAUGAUCUUCGUCAUCAGCAUCACGUUUGCUGUAGUGGCGGCGCUGCUUCUGUCGAUGGCCGUUGCCAUCGGUAACCUCUUCGAUGACUUCCAGAACUUUAUCGAUUCGCACUUCUUCGUGCCGCCGAAUCUGCUGAUCGCCGUUGGCAUCAUUCUCAUGGUGAUCGCCUUGUUCGGGUGCGUCGGAGCUCUCAAGGAGAGCACGGUCAUGAUCAAUAUUUACGGUGCGUUGCUGCUGAUCGUGUUCAUACUGCAGCUGUCCGCCGCCAUCGCAGCGUUUGUGAUGCGCGGUCAGGUCGAGCAGAUGGUUCGUCAGAAAAUCUUCGACUCCAUGGCUGACUACAAGGAGCAGGAGGGCUAUCAUAAUCCCAUCGAUACGCUCCAGAACACACUUGAAUGUUGUGGUGUGGACGGAUACGCUGAUUGGGCUCAGUAUUUGCCCUCUAACGGACUGGUGAUGGAAUACCCGGAGACCUGCUGCUCGGAGGUUCCGAUCGAUGGAGAAUGCAGACCACGCGAGUUCGGCUGUUACGCGCGUCUAUCAUGGCUCAUCUCGCAGGGUUCGGUACUGAUCGCAACUGGUACGGUGGCCGUUGCCUUCGUGCAGGUGUUGGGAGCUGUAUGUGCGUUCAUGCUUGCUACUGCGAUCCGACGUGCAAAGACUCUGCGAGCGACCCGACGUUGGCAUCUGCAUCAGAGCCUCGGCAUCAUGACCAAGCCGCACUACACCGGCAUGGAGAAGUCGGAUGGUAGCGUUGACCCGGAUAAGUAUCUUCCGACUUGCCCUAGCGUCAACUAAAGAGUGAUCGCUACGCUUUUAGAGCGCCACCGAAACCGUACCCGGCGGGAAUCCAGCCCUUUAUGCUUUACCUCUUUGCUUCGACCCGGAGCGGUUAUCUGUAUUGCACUGGCAUGUAGUGUAUGAUCUUCGUGAUGAAUAAAUAUUAUGUUAAGUGUAUCCAAUUAGAGCCAUCGAAGACUCCUUUCACUCCAGCGGAUUAUUAAUUGGGUCAAGUAGGCGUAGGAAAAAGUUCCAACGCCAUCUGGUGUGGAACGAUAAAAGCUAGCUGUUAUGCUAUUCAUGUGCAACUUCAUUAGCACAGGAAAGUUUUUGCUUAAAAAAAAUCCCCAGUAAAAUAUCUCUAUAAAAGGAUUACUUAUGCAGCUGAUGAGGCUCAUAAAACAAGCGUAAAAUAAAACCCUGCAA
Molecule: messenger RNA, 1393 nt
Organism: Anopheles nili
Lineage: Eukaryota; Metazoa; Arthropoda; Insecta; Diptera; Culicidae
Product: CD63 antigen-like
Exons: 4
Coding region: 137-985 (282 amino acids)
Cellular component (GO): membrane
Source: RefSeq, a predicted model, not a curated record